AGCAAAGACCAGUGUCAAUACUGUCCUAUAGGGCACUUUUGCAGUCAAUUGGGGCUGACAGACUUGAACCAAGCUCAACUCUGUGACCCGGGGUACAUCUGCUAUGCUGGAAGUACUGUGCCUUGUCCUUCGGAUGGCAUUCAGGGUUACAUGUGUCCCACUGGUGUCUGCUGUCCUCCUGGUACAAUCAGUGAGUUACCCUGUAAUCCUGGUACAUACAAUCCAUUUGCUGGAGCUGGAAUUUGCUUGCCUUGCCCUGCUGGCACUAUGUGCAUCAACAGCAGCACAGUCGAACCUGUCAUCUGCCCCAGAGGCUACUACUGUUUCUCAAAAACAAGUGUUCCAUUGCCAUGCCCAGAAGGGACGUACAAUACAUUGGACGGUGCCUCCUCCACUGAUGCAUGUGUAAGCUGUCCAGCUGGCUUAUACUGCCAAGGUGUGGCAAACUCUGAGCCUGAUGGUCCAUGCAUGGGAGGAUACUACUGCCAGGGAAGAGCAAAAGGUCCCGUACCACAUACUGAUCCAGUAUUUCCAAUGAAUGGUCCUUGUGCUGUGGGUUAUUAUUGUCCAACAGGCACCAAAGCACCAAUUCCAUGCCCAGUGGGAACAUUUAAGAAUACAACUGGAGGAGCUUCAAUAGAAUCCUGCGCACCAUGCUACUCUGGCUAUUACUGUGCAAGGGAAGGUCUGAGCCAUCCCAGUGGGCUAUGCUCUUCUGGGUUUUACUGUCCUGCCAAUCACACCCCAGUCACUCCAUAUGGUUUCUUCUGCCCACAGGGACACUUUUGCCCCAAAGGUUCAGGGACUCCGAUCCCAUGUCCAGUGGGAAAAUAUCAACCAAAUUCACAUUCCAGUGUGUGCAUCCCAUGUCAGGCAGGCUUUUACUGUGAUAAAGUUGCAACAGUAGAGCACAAACCCUGCCCACCUCAUUUUUACUGCCCAGAAGGUACCCAGAUUCCCAUUCCUUGUCAUCGUGGAACAUUCACCUGGGAGGAAAUGUCAGGUUUGAAGGAAGAAAAGCAAUGCCUACCUUGUCCCACUGGCAAAUACUGCAGUGAGGGAAGGAUUCAAGGAAAUUGUGCUGCUGGCUACUUCUGCCUUGCUGGCAGUUUUAAUUUUACCCCUCAGGGAAUUCUCCCUAAUGCCUCAACUGACCAUAAUCAAUGUAAGUGGGGCCAGGCGUGUGCUGGACCGUGUCCUGCAGGUUUCUUUUGUCCUGAGGGGACUGAAGUAACCAAACCCUGCCCAGAGAAUACAAUUAGAUUACUGCCUGGUGGCAGACAGCAAGAGGACUGUCAGCCGUGCCCACCUGGAUAUUGGUGCAAGGAAGGUGAUCCCGUUCUUUAUCGCUGUCCUGCUGGUUAUUUCUGUGACGGAGUUAUCCAGGCCCCAUAUGUGUUUCCUGGUGGACCCAAGAAGUGCCCGGUCCACACGUAUUCCAAUGUCAGUGGAGCAGCCAGUCAGGCAGUGUGCCAGACCUGCCCUCCAGGAUACCUCUGCAAUGAAACAGGACUAACCACCUAUGAAAAUUACAAAUGCCCGCUGGGGUAUUGGUGCCCUGGGAAAGGGGGCCACAUGCCCUGUCCUGGUGGAACAGUGGGAAACAAGACCGGAAACGCCUUUUACAAGGACUGUCAACCAUGCCCACCGGGUUACUACUGUCCUGAUCCAAGACAAACUGGUGAACCAAGCAUCAAUGGAGUACCUUGUCGAGCUGGAUAUGAGUGCCCUGAAGGUUCAGUAAGUGAGGUUUUGUGCAGAGCAGGGUCCUAUUGCAGUGCCAUGACAGGGGUCGCAACCAUGUGCCCCAGUGGUUAUUUCUGUCCACUUGGAUCCCACACGUACAAUACUCCAGACCAAUUGUGUGUGUUCCCAUAUUUCUGUCCUGCUAAUAGUUCUUCGAUGCUGCCUUGUUAUGGAGGGUACAUGCCAAUCAACGUGACAGGGUUGAGGGAUCACCUGGUGAAAGCUUGUCUGAUCUGUGAGGCUGGAACCUAUCGGGGAGACUCCACUACUGAACUGUAUUGCAGACCAUGUCCGGCAGGUUACCAUUGUCCAAAGGGUUCUGCAAGCUACUUGUCGCAUCCCUGUCCACUGGGCUACUAUUGUGCUGAGAAGACCACAUUGCCGGUACCUUGCCCCCCAGGAACAUACAGAAACACCAGCUGUGCGAAGCAUCUCCGUGAAUGCUACCCAUGUCCUGAAAACACAUUCAAUCAUCUAUACGCACAAAGAGCUUGUUUUCAAUGCGGAAGCACUUCCUACUCAGGACUAGGCUCCACAACAUGCAAGUGCCAUGGCUUGAAUCGGGCUUUCCAGGAAUCAGAUGGGUCAUGUAUUUGUAAGAUUGACUAUGUUUACUACAAUGAGGCAGAUCAGAAAAGCUCAAACAGCAACAGCGGCAUGGACUGUCACCCUGAGGUGGUUGAUUGUUGCAGCACCAAUGAGGCACGACUGGCAUCAUCGAGAAGAUGUGUUGUCCCUGAGCACUAUAACUGCACUCCAGUGUGUGGAGAAAGUGGGGGAAAGCUGGACGUGGAACUGGGAAUGUGCCAUUGCAAUAAAUACAUCUCUGCUGAGGAGCUCUGUGACAGGGUUUGUGUGGUUGGAACCCCAAAUAUCUCUGCAAGUAUCCGAACUACUGGAGAGUUUGUUUUAACCAUUCAGAAUGGAAUGGCCAGGCACCAGAAAGAGUGGGUUGUUGCAGAAGUGUUUGGUCCAGAUGAACACAUUUCCUACAGUCCGAGAGUCCAGUUCAUCCAGUUUGAGCCUGCUGGAAUUUUUGGUUGGAUUUUGACUGGGAGGAAUGCAGUUGACCAGUUCCUAGCAGAGCCAAAGCAGCCUGAAAUGUCUGAAAAUCCACAAUAUCAGCCAAAAGCACCAGGAUACUUACAAAGGACCACUUCUCGAGAGUUGCAUGGAGGAGUUCACAAAAUUCCAAACCCCAUUGUCUGCCUAAAACCAAAUGACUUGAUCCUCUUCAAGCUCAACAUCCAAGAGAGAAAUCGUAGUUUGAGUCACUACCCUGUUUACCAGAAAGACCACCUGUUCAACACAAAUUCAGAGUGGGAUUUUGGAUCCUUCAGGAAGUUGGAUUAUUUCAUUAGGGAAACCAAUUUCAACAUUACCAGAUUUGCACAUGCUUUCAUGGAACCUGGGAAGUACGUCUUUCAUGACAAUGCAGAAGCGGAUCGGGCCCUAAUUGUAAGUGUCAGCAGGUUUGGUGCAGAGUGUGAUGCUUUGUCGCUCCAGCCUUCCUCCCCCUUCCAGCUUUUGAGACAUGGAAUUCUAAAACGGCAAAAUCUCAACCUGACACCUGAUUGGGUCCUCAUUAUAGGAACCCUUAGUGUCCUUGCUGUGAUGACUGCGCUGUUCACAGUGGCAACCCUGAUGUUGAAGCCCAUUCAGUCCUCAUUAAACCCCAUACAGAAGUGGAAACCAAAAUGGCGCAGUUUGGGAGAACCUUAUAUCCCACCUGAAUGUGUCAUACUGAGAGACAGCUUGGAUUUUUACGAAGCUCUUGGGCCUCGAGGUGCUGGAGAAGGAGCAGAAGCAGAAGAGGAAUCAACCUACGUCAUAGCUAAAAGACAACAGGAGACUGAACUGGAGGAUUUUAGUGUCCGCACUCUGUUUGAUAAACUCGAGGACCAGAACCUUCACCUUGCUUCUCAGCUGAGUAAACAGAAGAGUGACCUACAGGCAUUUUAUCGACACAUCAGCCAACGAAUUAACGAGCUAAAGGAAUUGUUAGAAUACUUAAACCCUUACAAAUGCCAAAAUAUGGAAGGAAAAUGGAUAACAGUAGACAAGCUGGAAACCACAACUACAGCUAAUGCUGAAGCUUUGGAUAUAAUGAAAGGAGGAAGAUCAAGUCAGCAACUUGAGGAACUAUUUUUUAAACUACAUACCUUGGUUUGUAAAAUCAACUCUGGACACAUUACUAUCUCCAAAGAAAUGAUUGAAAAGGCACAAGAACUGUAUGGGUCUCCAGGUAGUUCGGCUGUACCCACUCAAGACAAGAUAGAACUAGAGAGAGCAAAUCAUGUUGAUAGUGCAACAAUAUCAAGCACUGUUCAAAUACGAGGAACACGUUCAUCUUUGACGAAAGCAGAAGUGUCAAUGCCUGAUUCAACCCGUCCUUACAGUGAGAAACUAACUGAGAUCCUACUCUCCUCUUCUCUUCUGAAAAGACUGGAAGAGAUUAAACAAACAUUAAUAAAACAUCAGCAUGACAUCAAAGCAGAAAGCUGUGAUGAUCUACCAGAUGCCAUUCCAUUGAGUGACAGUAGUCUCCUUCCAGCUGAUUUGGGCAACCUGAGCCCACGCCACUUUGUGAUCUACAGAUUUGGGUGCUCCAUCACCCACCUACUCUGCAAUAACUGUCACCAUACUCCAUUAACCCUUCUCAUGGCGGAUAGUGUUCCCAAUGAACAAGGCAUCCACUGCAAAAAUAGGUCAUAUACCAAUGGCUUUUACUUUGAUGCUAACAACAGGAUACUAUACAUCAGAACAACCUGGCUCGACAGUGUAGGAGAGUUUAUUGUUCUCAUUCUGCAUGUAAUGGCACACAUUAAAGCUGGAAUCCAAAUAAAUGACGAUCACCCUAUCUUUACUGAGGAGUUUGAUCGCACAGUUGCCACCCUGGGCACCACCCUGUUCCUAGUGUUCUGUGACACCACUUCUCCUGUGACAGAAGAGCACCAAGAUACUGAAAUAUUGGACUCUGAAAACUGGGAAAAAAAUAAACAGGUUCCUUCCAUUCAAUCAAUCUUUGAAGAUCUUAUUCAUAUCAAAGUGCCACCUGAAACAAAGUUUACGGAGGAAAUUCUAAAUGAAAGACUUAAGAAAUACACAAUCUUUAAACUGCAUAAUGUGCUACAACAAAUCCUGAGGUCAACAGAAAUGUACAGAGGACUCUCAGUCCAAAAAGCAAGAAGGAUGAUUGAUGUGACUUCUGCCAUCAGUACUGAAACAGUGGAAUCUGAUGAUAAAGAUAAAGACCUUCUGGAAUCUAACACACAGAUCAGAAUUCUAAAAUUGGAGAAUGAAGUGGAUAAAAUGAAUGAAGAAUUUUCUCUGUGCACAACAAAGAUUGCAGAGUACAACCAGCAGAUUAAAUAUUUCGAGCAGCAGCUAAGGAUCCAGGAUAACUUUGUACAGGAGCACAUUGGCAGAUCUGAAAGGCCACCAGAAGAUUUCAACAACUUGUCGAGAAAUCUCGCACAAGCCCGACACAGAGUGUCAAUUCUGCAUCUACAAAAAUGUUGUGUAAUGAACAGGCUGUCAGAACUGGAGCCUAAGUUAGUAGAUCUUUACACAACACUGGGAACCAACCUCUCCAGCACCUCGACCAUGAGAACCAAACAACGGUCAGAACAUGGUUGUAAAGUCAAGGAAGAUGAAUGCAUAAACCACAUAGUGUAAAGCAUAUAUCAUUAUUAUCAUUUUGUAUAUGGAGAAAAAUAGAUUUUCCAUCCAUCCCCUUACUUAUGGUCUGAAGAACUCCUGAACCUUCAUCUUUCCUAUCCAUACUAAGUCAUCCAUCUGGCAGCAACCUGACCCUGUUAAUUAGAGAAGAGGAAUGUUUAAGUCCAUCAUGAAUUCUGAAAGUCUAAUGCAAUUUAGAAUGCAGCAUGCAUUUUGCACUGUUUACGGGAUCUAUUAAUUUACCUUAUUUCUCAAUUUUAUACUGACACCAACUUGUUUGGCUAUAGUAGAACCCUCAAAAUUGAGAGAGAGAAUCUAAGGGCAUGUGCCCUUGUUAAUGGAAUAUGAUGAUGUCAACAAUGAGUUCAACAUUAAUUUACUUAAGUCAAAAUAUAAGUUAAUUACAUGAUCCUGGUGAGGAAGCCACUUUUGGAGAUAGCCCUGUUUCUUUGGGAGCACAAGAAAUAAAAGAUUAAUCAUAUAAUAAUUUAAUAUUGAUAUAUGCGAGGCCUAGAAGGAAAGGUUUUAUCAUUUCAACCCAAGCCACUUUCACUUAUAAAGGGGCAUCUGUUCAAAGACACUCAGUCACCAUUCUUAAAUGUUACUUUUUGUCAGAAAUAUCAUUGAGUAACUGGUGUUUAAUUUUCAUCUUCAGAGAUUAUUGGUUUAUAAAGCCUCUGUUUUUGUUGUGUUUUAACUCUUUCAUUGGCCUAUUGAGAUUCAGACUUAAAGUUUAGGUUCCAAUAGUGGUAUCCUUUUAUAGUAAUUUGUUGAUAAUUUAUUUUGGGAUGAGUGCUGCCUUCACUUCCUGGUUUUAUUCCCUUGGGCAAUUGUCCAACUACAGCAGAAGGUGUAGUCAUGUAAACAAAUUUCAUAGGCUUCUGCAAGAUUAAUUCAAGCUUCCACCCAGACGUUGCACAUGAGGAGUGGGAGGAGACAGUGUCCCUUUUCUUUCUCUUUCUAUUUUGAGAGGAGGAGAGAUAUAAGCGCUUCGAAGCUUAACUUGGCCUCAUCACUACAGUGAACCAAGACCAAGAAUUCAAAGCACAUAUAAUUGCAGCUUCUAUACUCUUUCACAAGCUCCCCUGCAGUAUUGUUCCUUUUGCUCUGCACAGUGUCCUGUUUCUAUUCUCCACUCUUUAGAGUCUGUACCUUUAAGUAGUCCCACCUUUCAGUUUGCUAGGACUGGCUGUUCCUUCAGCCAUCAUGAUCUUGCACUCUAGUAUUCUAUCCCAAAAUCCAUACACCCUAUAAACCUCCCCCCACCUCCAACCUUACUUCAAACAUUCCUUCAGUUUCCUCUCCUAACCAGGUCCUUUUUUUAGAUGUCUGACAUUGGCUGCUGCUGUCAUGUUGUGUAUGGGACAGUUAUUUCUGAUGGUCUCUGACAACAAAAGGUGGUGAGUGGAUCGAAACAUGAACUUGCAAAAAAUAAACACAUUUGGAUUUGUUCUGUUUCAAAUCAGUUUGUCUUCCCAACUGCUGUGCUUAAACUGAAACAUUGCAUACUAAUGUAAUAUUGUGAAGAGUUUGGAUUCUGCUUAAAACCUUCUCCAAACUUAUUUUGUCUGUUGGAUUUGAAGGUAGGGAGCAAUAUAGUUAUUACAAUAUUC
Pristis pectinata (smalltooth sawfish) is the source of this 7040-nucleotide messenger RNA. RefSeq lists its product as uncharacterized. The transcript is spliced from 35 exons. The record is from RefSeq and is a predicted model, not a curated record. NCBI's taxonomy places the organism in Eukaryota, Metazoa, Chordata, Chondrichthyes, Rhinopristiformes, Pristidae. Bases 151 to 5424 code for a protein of 1757 amino acids.